AUGAAGUAUCAGGCUCUACCAAGAUCCACUAAUGUGGUUUAUCAAGCUCAUCAUGUCAGCAGGAGUAAGAGAGGACAAAUUGUGGGUACGAGAGGUGGAUUUCGAGGCUGCACAGUUUGGCUAACAGGUCUUUCUGGUGCUGGUAAGACAACCAUUGGCUUUGCUCUGGAAGAGUAUCUGGUGUCCCAUGGCAUUCCUUGCUACUCUCUGGAUGGGGAUAAUAUUCGGCAUGGCCUAAAUAAAAAUUUGGGUUUUUCAACUGAUGACCGAGAAGAAAAUAUCCGCCGUAUUGCUGAGGUUGCCAGACUUUUUGCAGAUGCUGGUCUUGUGUGCAUAACUAGUUUCAUUUCCCCUUUUACAAAGGAUCGUCGAAAUGCAAGGAAAAUUCAUGAAAUUGCUGGACUUCCCUUCUUUGAAAUCUUUAUAGAUGCUCCUCUAAAUAUUUGUGAAAGCAGGGAUGUGAAAGGUCUUUACAAAAAAGCAAGGGCUGGAGAAAUCAAAGGAUUCACUGGGAUUGACUCAUUAUAUGAGAAACCAGAAUCUCCUGAUCUAGUAUUGAAAACAAAUAUUUCUACAGUGAAUGACUGUAUUCAGCAGGUUGUGGAGUUGCUACAAGCACAAAAUAUUGUUCCCAAUACUGCAAUUAGGGAUGUUCUUGAACUGUUUGUACCUGAAAAUAAGAUUGACAUGGCUCGUGCAGAAGCUAAUGCACUGCCUGCUGUGGAAAUUACCAAGUUAGACCUACAGUGGGUCCAAGUUCUGAGUGAAGGUUGGGCCACACCACUGAAGGGAUUUAUGCGUGAGAUUGAAUACUUGCAAGUGAUCCAUUUUGGGACUCUGCUGAAUGGAAAAGGUACAUGCAGUAUGUCUGUAGUUGAUGGUGUAAUUAAUCUGAGCAUUCCCAUUGUGCUGCCCAUUUCAACGGAAAAUAAGAAACGGCUGGAAGGAUGCACUGAAUUCACACUUGAGUACAAUGGGCGGAAGGUGGCAAUCCUCAAAAACCCAGAGUUCUAUGAACAUAGGAAAGAGGAGCGCUGUGCACGUGUCUGGGGAACGACCUGCGCAAAACACCCGCAUGUCAAAAUGGUAAUGGAAAGUGGGGAUUGGUUGGUUGGAGGAGAUCUUCUUGUGCUAGAGAGAAUAAAGUGGAAUGAUGGACUGGAUCAAUACCGUCUGACACCUUUGGAGCUGAAACAGAAGUUUAAAGAAAUGAAUGCUGAUGCAAUAUUUGCAUUUCAGCUGCGCAACCCUGUUCACAAUGGACAUGCUCUGCUCAUGCAGGAUACCAAACGCCAUCUGCUGGAAAGAGGCUACAAACAUCCUGUGCUUCUCCUGCAUCCUCUUGGAGGGUGGACCAAAGAUGAUGAUGUGCCACUUGAGUGGCGAAUGAAGCAGCAUGCAGCAGUGCUUGAGGAAUAUGUCCUAGAUCCAAAGGGAACUGUGGUUGCAAUCUUCCCUGCACCCAUGCUAUAUGCUGGUCCAACAGAGGUUCAGUGGCACUGCAGGGCUCGAAUGAUUGCUGGAGCCAAUUUCUACAUUGUGGGUCGCGACCCUGCAGGCAUGCCUCAUCCAGAGACCAAGAAAGACCUGUAUGAGCCAACACAAGGAGGAAAGGUCCUUAGCAUGGCACCAGGCCUGACAUCCGUGGAGAUCAUUCCCUUCAGAGUUGCAGCAUACAAUAAAGUAAAAAAGGCCAUGGUUUUCUAUGACCCAGAAAGGAACAAUGAAUUUGAUUUCAUCUCUGGAACACGCAUGAGAAAGCUUGCUCGGGAAGGUGAAAAUCCACCUGAUGGAUUCAUGGCUCCAAAAGCUUGGAAAGUCUUGACUGAAUACUACAGAUCACUUGAAAAAAAUUAAUUCUUCCUUACAUCGAAAAUACUGCUAUUAAGUGUGAGCACUGUCUUGUUGAUUUACUAUAUUAUAGACCAGUUACUUUGCAAUUUGUAACUGGGUCAAAUUAUUUUUGCUAAUUAGAAGUAUUUUGGGCCUAAUCCUCCUCCCUCUGAAGCUACUGUAAAUUUUCAUUUCAAAGGGAACAGCAACAGGGCCUUUAUUUUUAAUAGAACAUGGCUCCAAUUGAUGAUUGUCCAAUCCCACAUUCAGAUUGUCUAGUUGGAACUUUCUGGUCAGGUAACAGUGGUGCACCCAACUCCAAGAGUGCUUAGUCAAGAUGCAAUCAUGAGCAUACAGAUAUGUAUGCUCUAGGCAAUUUAAGGUUGUUGUUUUUAACAUGCCUCACAUUUGUCUUGUUUACUACUUCCCACCCUGAUAUCUUUCUGUUGUUUUUUAGUUCCUUCUAUUUUUUCUCCAUGUGGUCUCUUCAGUCUAGAAAUUGACUGUUGUCUCACUGUAGCUCUAAUUUGAACUUUGAACAGAAGGAUACAAUCUGAACUCCACAGCUGAACGGCAUAAGAAGGUUGAAGGGAGAAAGUGGUGCUUCAGCUUUGAGGUUUUGUUUGAGAGCUUCCAUUGGCAUUUCUCCUCCCAACCCAGAACUGAAAAUGUUGGAACAUGCUUUGAUUGUAGCAAGCUGCACUAGAAAGGACAUAUAGAUUUUAGGGCUAGGUACAGACAUUCAAAAAGCCUGAGGCAGAAUCAAUCUUUACGCUGUUUUCUGUAAGUGGUGGUUUAGUUAGGUAGCAAACAGAAUACACAUUUGUCCUUGGGGGAGGGAAUCUUAAACUGGAUUCUGCUAUUUUUAAACCAAUCUUUGCACGCCGAACUUCUGUUCUGUUACAGGUAUAAACUAGUUUCCAAUCACUUAUACCAGUAAAACUGUAAUGUCUGUAUCUGGCCUAAAUACCUCUGAUGAAACUGUUUUACACCACUGUUUCCUCUGACCUAAGUGCCAUUACUCUCAAUUUACACUGGCAUCAUUUUGAGAAUCUGAUUUUGAAAUUCUCACAUUUCGGAUUUCUGAAUCCAAUUCCCGUUCAAUAUACUGGAUAUAGAGAGUCAGGACAGCUUUAAAUUGUCUCUUUACCCUCCUCAGUGUGUGAAGCUAGUUCUUCUCUGUAGCCACUUUCAUCUAGCAGAAAAACUAAUUUGGGCAUAUAUAUUAUUUCCAGAUUCUAACAGAAAAUGGAAACUGAAACUUGGGUUACCAAGUGUAUCUGAAAGGGCAUUUGGGUUCCCUGGAGACAGAUAUCAUGCUAGCUGAAUCCCAGAGAAUCCUAGAAAAAUGACUUUGCCAUCUUAUGUUAACUGUAAAAACAGUUAACAUAAGGUGGUGUUUAUUAUCCUUUCCCUUGCUUUCUCCCUUCUACCAUGAAGCAGUUUCCAUAAGGGAAGAUUGAGCAGCUCUCCUCAGCUCAGAUCAGGACAGAUACAUUUUUAACAUUUUAAACCAUUUUUCUCAGAUACACUCUAACUAUAGUUAACUGCUUCAGGGUGCACAGUUAGGAUAUUGUCAUAGUUACAUUCCUUUCAGUUCCAUGCUCAACAUGCACAUAAAUGAUGGAUUAGUAGUUUAUUUAGGCACACCCUACAGCAGCAAAAACACUUUAGGUCCAAUGGACUGGGGAACAGGUAAGGAGAAGCUAGAAGAGGUUCUAUCUAGAGAGGACAGACCAUGAGGAUGGCAGAUUGGUAAAAAGUCUGUGUUUCUUAAAAUGAUGGAAGUAUACAUUAUGUUUCUGUUACUUGAAGAAUAGUGGUUAGGAUCCUCAGGUGCCACUAGACUGAAAUUUGGAGGUUCUCCUUCCAGAUUUGACAGAAAGAUGAGCCAGCAUCUUUUGGACAUAGACCAUGCCACCAUGACAAGUACUUUUUUGCCGCCUUGUAAUUAAUUACUGCUGUUAACUCUAGCAAGGGCUACAGAAUAAAUCCACCUGGAAACUGAAGCUGGCAUAGACUGCUGCUCCUUUGCUGGUGAAACAGCUUUUCCUGAGUACAUUGUAAGUCCUCCAGUCUGCAUUAACUGCCAGUGUGAUUCUUGGUAAUUUAAGGUGUUGGGUUAGAUCUAGAAAGCUCUGGGAAGCUUGGAACCUUUCCAGAUGAGAAAACAUCUAUUCCCUGCUCUAUACUGCUAUAUUUUCAGUCAGCAAAGGUAUUCCCCCUUAGUUUAGGAGAGGGACCCAUUGGAAGGAUUUUCUUAUGAAAAACCUUAGUCUUUGGAACUCUCUACUUCUGUCUCAGAUUUCCCAAAUCUGUUGACUAUUAAAACAAGACCUGAAGCCAUCGACUUCCCUAGGCUUCCAGGCAGAAAGAAGCAUGAUAAAAGACUGGUUAGCAUUCACUGGAAGUUUACUACCUCUAUAACCAUGACAUUGUACUUUUAAUUUUUUAGGGGAGUAUACACACUACUGCACCAAGUAUUGUAAAUUGUUUUGGUCAGCAGUCUUGCAGAUUUAUACAACUUCGUCAAAAUGGCUUAAUGGGUGUCUAAAAACUGGACAACAAUGUGUUGUUAUCAAUGAACUUAGAAGAGCUUGCUCCUCUUUUGUAUUGUAGUUUUAAGUACAGAUGGAUCUACACACAGGAAAACACCUGUGCUUCUGCUUCUAAUUUAGUUUAGUAACAUAUAUUUUAAGUGGAAUUGUUUUGCUGUGGCCAUUGUGCAACGUACAAAAAAACUACAGCAGAAAUUGGAAAUGUUAUCUUAAAGUAUUUUAGUUAAUUAUUUCCAGUAGUUUAUGCUUUUAAAAAUCUAUAAUAAGGAACCAAAAACUGUAUCAUACCUCAAGAAAAUAAAUACUACAAAUGCAACAUUAGUAGCUGAAAGUAUAUUAACAAUAGUGCCUUUUAUAUUCAGGCCCUCUGGCAGGGACCUAAAAGACAAAUUAAUACUCCAAUUUUUUAUUUUAAUAUUUCACAUUUUAAAUAAUGCUUUUGCAUUUAAUCUUAAUUCAAACAAGCCAGUGAAGAUGCAGUAAAUUCUAAUGGUUACAGCAAAACAUAUAUGUUUAUUAUCCCUUUAAAAAUGAGUAGAAUAACUGAUUACCUCUGAUUAAAAUAGAGUACAUUCAGUACUAGUAUUGUAUAGUGUAUUUAUUAAAGACAUCAGACUGGAAUUUGUGCCUUAACUGAUGCAUCUCAUGAUUUAAUAUAUUCUGAAUUUGGUACUCUAAUAUUAAACACUCAAUUUUAGUAUGAAUAAAUAUUUUUAUGUAUAACUAAUUAAUGAGUCAUUAAUGAUUUGGACAAUGGGAAUGCACUCUUAGCAAAUUUGUGGGCGACACCAUGUUGGGGCAAAUUGCAGACACUGGAGAGUGGGACUAGGAUCCAGAGUGACCUGGAGAAACUGGAAACAUGGUCUAGAAUCGAUCUGAUGAAAUUCAGCAUGAACAAGUGCUAAGUACUGGACUUAUGAAAGAAGAUUGCAUGCACAAAUACAGACUGGGGAAUGAUUGACUACGCAGCAGCACUGCAGUGAAGGAUCUGGGAUCAUAAGCUGAAUAUGAGCCAACAGCAUACUGGGCAUGUAUACACAAGACACUGAAAUGCGCAGUAGCCUAGUUUAUGCACAAUAAGUGUGUAUGUCUACAUAUAUGCAUACUUACUGCACAGUAAAAAUCCUUAGUACUGCGGGAUGAAUUACUGCGCAGUAAUAAACUUGUGGAUGUGCCCUGCCACUAGGGGGCUGGCCUCUGGGUUGGGAGCCUCUCCUGCCCCAGGGCUGAGCUAUAGCAGCCCCUGCCUCAGGCUUUAAAAGCCUGCAAGCAUUUUGAGCCCUGGGGCACACAUACAGGGAACCUGAGGGCACUCCAGGCCACUGAGUCCCUCUGGGAAGGUCACAGCCUAGCUCUGCCAGCUGGUUUGCACCCCAGCACUGCUACCUGGUGCUGCAGUGCCACGUGGCUGCCUGGACAGUGCCAUCCAGGCCAGCAAGACACCACGGGCUGCUGCAGCCUCCAGCCAGGCCUGUCAGCCUUCUGGCCCAGGUGCAAGCAGAUUCUGGCCAGCAGGGUCAGUAACCCACAGCUCACCCCCAGCAGCCUGCCUUAUGCCUGCAUGUGCUGCGGGGCAUUGACCUCUGUUGUGCAGCUGCCAGUCCCAUUCCAAGCCCCUGCGCUGGAUGCUGCAGGCAGCUGCCCAGGCCUGGCAGGACAAGGACAGCUGCACGGGGGCCCAGAGAGCUGAUGCAGGACCCAUGAUGGCCUGGUCCUCCUCACCCAGGCCUGUGCCCAUGCCUGUGCCCACGCCCAUACCUUCCACCUGGGGUCCCAACUGAACCAAGGAGGAGACUGGUGAUCUCAUGGCACUGUGGGGCGAGGUGAAGGUGCAGUGCCAGUGUGUCUCUUGUAAAUCAAAGUAACUGGUUCUUCCAUUCAAUUCAGCACUGGUAAAGCAUCACCUCGAGUACUGUGUCCAGUUUAGGCCCCAUACUUCAAAAUGGAUGUGGACAGAUUGAAAGGAGUGCAGCAGAGAGCAACAAAAAUGAUUAAGGGCUUGGGAGCAAGACUUACCUGGUAUGGCUGAAAGAACUAGGGUUACUUAGUCUGGAGAAGAGAAGACUGGAGAUAGAGGAUAUACAGCAAGAAUAGAGAUGGGCUUUUCCCCAUGUCUGCAGGAGACAGAACUAGGAGCAAUAGCCUCAAACAGCAGCACAGGAAAUUUAGGUUGGAGAUUAGGAGGAACUUUCUAUGUGGUAGUCAAACAGACCUAGAAAAAUUGUGGGAUCUCCUUCUCCUGAAGAUUUUCAAAUGCAGGUUAGACAGACACUUGACUGGGAUGGUUAGUCAGGGAUGAUCCUACACUGAGCAGGGAUCUAAAGUAGAUGACGUGAGAUUCCUCCCAACCCUACUUUCCUGUUUGUUACUUCAUGGACUUUUGGAAUUUCUUUAAAAAAUAAGAAAGCUCAGAGGGGAGAGGGGUUUUUUGACAAGUAUUUGUGCCUGCAGUUCUCACCAUCAGCAUUGUUAUUCCCUUCUGCUCAUGGGGGGUUUAGGAAGCCUAGGAACCUGGCCACUGAAACAGUGAUAAAUCCUACAGGCUCGAUACCAGUGAUAAACCCUACUGACCUGUUACUACCUGAACCACCUAUGACUUCUCAAUGCUGCUUUAUGGUAUGCUCAAGUAAAAACAAAGUUUCUGCCUCUGCAUCUGAGAGUCAAUCACACAUGGACCAUGUAAAAGUCAACAUCUUAAGAAACCCACCCCCCAAAAAAAAGGAUGUUAAAGAAAUUAGAAUAUUUGGUUCAGCCAGAUCUUAACCCCUAACCCCUGAUUCCCUGAUAUCUCAGGGAAAGGUGCUCCUAUCUGUAAGGGAAAAACAGUGAAACAGUAAAAACAAUUAUUUGCCGCUUGAAAUGAGUGCUUCAGGGGAAAGGAGGAGGAUUUUGAUUUCUACCACCAUUAGGGUAAGUGAAUAAGGUCCCUUGGAUUACACUUUAUUCAGGUUUUAAUACCACACUGAUCUGUAUUAUUUGAAUGCCUUCUUGUAGCAGAGCAAAGUUGAUUUAGCUAACAGUUUCUCAUCUUCUCUCCUCAGAGGUUAGGGGAGAAUUUUGUGUCCAGUGUAGUGCCAUAGAAGUGUAUUUUAAUAUUUUAAAUUUUCCCGUGCACCAGGAGAGCCAAUCUUUUUGGCAGAAGUGCCACAAAAUUAAGCCCUAUGGCCCGCCCCCCCCAGUGCUACUAUGAUACUCUUCCCUCCCCAACUGCUUUAUGCUGCUUGGCUGCCUGCUUCCUCUCACCUCUGCUACAGAGCGGCCAUCCCUGUCAUGCAUAAUGCUUUGUGUCAUAGGCAGCAGGUUGAAGCAGUGUACCUUGCACUGAGAAAGUGGUAUAGUCUAUUUUAUUAAUUCAUAGUACUUGUCCAAGUUAAUUCCAUUGUCUAGGUCUAAACUUUAAGAAGUGUCAGGCUCUUGUACAGGUUAGCAUUACCUCUAUUGUAGAAUCCAUCAGGUAAGAGAAACAAAACUUUCAUUCCUUUUCUUGGAAGUCUAAGCUCUUUUGGCUAUCCAGAUACUGGCUACUGAGUACCUUGAUAGUAAGGACCUAGAUCGUAGAUUUAACUCUAUUUUGUGAGAUAAGAUCAUGUAAAGAGCUAUUUAAGUUUGAUGUACUUGUUGUGGCCGGUGGCUGGGAAGAUGCUAGCAUGUAUUUCCCCAGGAGAGUUGAUGAAGACUCAAAUACUUGAGACCAGGUUAUCAGCAACCAAAACAGAGCAGUGUGUCCUGGGUAACCUGGGGUGGCACAAAGUGUUAGUCAUAAAUGUGUGAGAGUUUAAGUCACCAAUAAAUACUAACACAUACCUCUGGUCUGAACUGUCCAUCUACAGGUAGCUACCUUCAACCAAACCAGAAUGCCUGGCAGCUACAGAAACAUCAUAAUGCACAGUAUCUCAAAACUGCAAUUCAUUGGAGUAAUCUGCAGCCGGGAAUUUAAGGAUAUGUAAAAUGCUUCAUUUGAGGCUGUUUGAUUGAUAAAAACCUGGGACAAAAAGGACCCCCCUCCCCAAUGCCUUUGGCAAUUAACCUAAAUUAGUUGCAACUAACGUGUUACCCUGGAAAAAAAAUUAGCAUAUGUUAUAUUGCAUACUCCACCAGUAUUUCACAUGGGAUUCCUUUGUAGGAUCCCAGGCCAAAAGUUUCCUAGGCAAAAUGUAAUGUCUAUUUCUAAAGUGAUCACUGCACCCAUGCCCUUGUAGGAAAAAAAAAAUCCCUGCUUGCUAUUUAAUACGAUGGAUUUGUAGCUGAUAAGAAGUCCAAGUGUGUGGGAAAGUCACCAAAGGCCAGAUUACAGAGCACUUGGCAUCCAUCAUUAAAACCACAUUUACAAAAGAGUACACUCUAUCUGUAACAGGGAGUCUAACACUUCUGCUACUUUAAGGGAAAAAAAUUGUGGCAGACAGAGGCCAGGCAGCAGCAUACAGGUCAGCUACAAAGGAGUAGGCAGCUGGGAGCACUUUCCUAGACAGAGAGUGGCACAUUAAGGUGAAAGGCAACACUUGCAGCCAGCCAAGGAAAUAUUGCUCAGAGGCUGGAUGCAAGAAGGCAGGCAAUUAGAGGCCAAAGGCUAGGACCGCUCAGUGAAGGGCAACAGUUUGAGCGGUAGCCAGCGUGCUUAUGUUUCAAUUACAGUUAUAAGUGGUGGAUCAGGUUUGGGACUAGUUACAGAAGAUGGAGGGAGGUCCCAGUGGUGCCUGAAUGGCACACAACUGUUUUGGGGAGCCCCACCAGGGGCCAGGGCUCAAGACACAGAAUAGAUUCCUGCCAGGGCAAGUAAGCCUUGAAGAUAGAAAGAUUGGAGCACAAUACCCCAAGGGGUGAAAUCACAGCCUGAGUGGAGUGAGAACCAGGGCCAGGGGCCCAUAGUCCAGAGGGGCAGAAUCACAGCCAGAAAGAGGCAAGAACCAGGGCCAGGGGCCCAUAGUCUAAGUAGGGCAAGAAUAAACAGGGCCAAGGAGCCCACAGCCCAAGAAGCGAGAACAAGGGCCAACAGUCCAUAGUCCAGGAGGAGCAGAAGUGGGGGAAAAAAAAAAAAGAGGCCUGAGCCCAAGGAGGGGCAAGAGAUAGAGAAGGCAGAGGCCUGAAUAUACUGAAGCAGUGAUUAGGGCUGAACACUCAUUGAUGAGUGACUGGUAACACCUGUGAGGCAUGGGCAUGGCUGUAGGGGAUCUCAGAGAUCAUGAAUAGUCCAUAAGGCAUCUGGUGUCCCCUACACACCCCUUGGGAUAAGAGAACCCACCUUGCAUAGGGAUAAAUAGGGAUCAAUCAGAUCUGAGGGGGAUAUACUGGCCAGAAGACAGGCUGAGGCUCACGCUUAGGCCCUUACGCAGCCUCCCUUUCCAAAUCUAGUAAGAAUACCAAGGCAUGGCAGGAAAGAGCAAAAGGAGGGUAGCCUAGAGGCAGAACUGGGAAGGAGGUGUUUGGCCACCAAGUGGGCAUCACUGCCACUUCUGGGGCCUGGUCCUGUUACACCCAAGGUGGGUAAUUAUUUCAGCUGGAGGUCCGCUUAACGACUUUAGGUGCCCCACCCUCUGUCAUCUUAGGACCAGAAGUCCCACCUCUAACCCCUGACCUUUGCCACCAGAAGUCCCUCCCCUUACCCCCAGAAGUACUCUUGGAACUGGAAAAAUACCAAAUCAUAUACCAAAAAUCAAACAUCUACUAUAUUUUAUACUAUACUAUACAUAUUUUAUUUCAAAAACUAUUUUUGUCCUGACUUACAUGUGUUUGUUCCCAAUCUGCGUACCAUCGGGCUGAGUGGGCUCUGUGCCUUCACAUGCAGCCACCCUCUGGAGUACUUGAAGCUCCACGUGGAGGUGUGAAGCUGGUCCAGCCAAUGCCUGCAGUGCUAGCAUGAAACCAGCCUGGCCUGGCUCAAAGAUGUGUGCCGGUGGGCUGGGCCAGGUCCAUGCCACCACAUGCAGCUCCCAGGAUUCAGCCAGAGAUGCGUGCUGUUGGGGGACUUUGCCUGCAGCAGACACUGAACACCUUGAGCAUCCACCGCCAGCAGCAGGCGCUGUGCCCAUGGGGAGGGGCUGUGGCAGGGGGGCUUGCACCCACCCACAAACCCCAAACCUACCCACACAAUAUCCCCCCCCUUCCUGCAGGAAGGAGCUUCCCCCCCUCCUGACCAGCUGUCCAGUUGUGCACCAUCAUGCUUGGUGCUUUCACAUGGGGCUCCCAGUUAAGAGUGCUGGGAGCCCCAUGGAGGUGGAAGCACAGAGCCCACCCAAUCCAAUGGCACACAAUCUCUGAAAGCCUGUGGCUCCUGUUGGCUUUCAGAGGGGCAGCCACAGGCAGGUAAUGAUUAUUUUUUGGUAGGGCCCUGCAGGCCAGAUAGAAUGGCUUGGUGAGCCAAAUCCAGCCCGCGGCCAUUUUUUGCCUGCUUCUGUGUUACAUUAUCCAAUAAAAAUAUAUUAAAAUGUCCCAUCGACACAUCAGUAUAUUACCGUCAACACCCAGUAUAUUAAAUGUAUAGAAAAUCUGGUGCAGUGUGAAAUACUCCCUCAGCACACUGAAAGACGCUUGACAGCUUUGCCCUUGAGCAUGAGACUAUAACAACUGAAAAACAGAUGCAUUUAUUUGAGAAUUAAAUUAUCAGUAGUUAAAGUUAAUAUUUACAAUUAGAGCUGUUGUUUUCAAAGCAUCCAUAGAAAGUUAGACACCAAAAUCCUAUUCAACCUCAACAGGUUGUGUUCAAUCUCUGAAAUUCUCUUAAGAAGUCCAUCCUAAAUUGUCAACAUUAGACUCCAGUACCGCUGAUCUGCAAUUCAAAGACUGUGUUCUGAUGAAUUUGGAAGCUUCCUGGGUCUCCUUUUAAAUGUUGUUGAAGGUGAAAAUGAUUGAUGUGGCCACCCACACAGCCUAAUCCACAUCUUUCUAAAGCUGGAAACUUGAGUUCCAGGAAUAAUGGAGAUCUUUGUGACUUCGCUAGGCCUGUUAAUAACUCAUAAAUCUAAUCCGUCUUGCCCAGUCUCAAGAAAAUCAGUGUAUAAAGCUGACUUUAAUUUCAUCCACACUGGGCAUAUCUACACAUGCCUCUUUUAAGCAGUCUUAUCCUAAAAAAAUCACUAUUUUUAAGGUGUAUUAAGAGUGUGUGUCUACAUAAAGCAGGUAUCAAACUUUGGUGUGAAUAGCUCAGUCACAGUGCAAGUAUAGACGUGCUCAUGUGUAUUAACAUAGUACACAUCAAUGGACACGCCAUGCUAAUGUGCAUUAGUACAUCUGCAUGUGCACUAAUGCAAUUUAGCUAGUCGUGACUAAAUUUAAUGUGCCUUAAUGUGCAUUAGCGCAUCCACGUGUAGACACACGCCUAAAUCACCUUAGUGUGUCUUAAGCAAAGGCACAUGUAAAUACAUCCAUAGACAUGCCCACUGGUAGGAAAAAGUAGCAUUUAAGGAAUUAGUGUCAGGAUUCUUUCAGGACAAAUCUCCCAAUGACAGAACUGGGUCAGACUAAUGGUCCCUCUAGCCCAGGGGUGAACAGUUAUUUGGGCCCAGGGGCCACGUAGGGAAUUUUGAUGAGUUGUGGAGGGCCAAGUCAGCACCCCUCCCGCACCUCCUGCCACAACAACUUGCCAAAACUCCCUAUGUGGAUGGGGCUGUGGGUGAGCAGGGAGCAGUGUUUGAGAGCAAGACAAACAGGCAAGGCCAGGAUCACAGGACAGGGUUGCAGGGUGGUGAUAACACAGGGCUGGGACCCAGGACAGAGCCAUGAUCUGCUCCCUGCAUGCCCCUGCCCUGUGGGGAGGGGGAGGGGGAUGUGGAGAGUUUAUGUGAGUAGGGUGUAUGUGGGGGCAUUUGCACACAUGGGGGGUGGGGGCAUGAGCUGCCUGGGCGUUAAGUCCUGGGAGCCAACCAGGGGUGAGGAGAGGAAGGGGACAGGUGUGUGCAGAAGAGUUCACCUGGGCUGUACCAUCUGUGACUACCCCCCAUGGUGAUCCAUGUGGGGCUGAGCCUUGCCCAGAGCAGCCUGCACCACACUCCAGCCUGUGACCAGUGACCCAGCCCAGCCAGUGCACACAGCUUACUGGCAGGGCUACUCUUGGUGUUGCUGCAGCUACCCAGGUGCUGCUCAGGCUCCCCUUGUCUCCAGUGGCACCUCUUCCUCCUGUUCCUGCUGCAUCACUCUGGGCCGGGAGGAAGCUUCAGGUGGGUGGCCUUGCCCCAGUGUGUGGGACUCAGGCUCCAGCUCCCAACUGACUUCCACCCACUCAGUCACCCAUGCCAGAAAGGCAGAGGGAUGGAAGGGCAGCCAGAAGCUGGAGUUCUGAGCCCCAUGCACUGGGAAAGGAGCUGCCUGGCUGAAGCUUCCUCCCUGCUCAGAGCUGCGCAGCAGGAGCAGGAAGAGGAGCCACCAUUGGAGGUGAGGGGAGAUGAACAGCACCCAGUUGGCUGCAGCUGCACCAGGAAACUGUGCAUGCUGGCCUGCACUGGGCCUGCCAGAUGUAGACUAGAGAACAGCACAGGUUGCCUUGGGCAGAGCACUGCAGGUUGGAUCUAGUCAAGUGGCUGUGGGAUCUGGCCAGUGGGCUGUAUUUUGCCCACCCCUGCUCUACCCCCAUGUCCCGUGUCUGGCAAUGCCAGAAGUGUAUGCUUUAAAGGGAAAGCAUAUGAACAGGGUAUAUCUAGAGCAGUGAGUCUCAACCAGGCUGUUGUGGUGUCCCCUCUGGGGUGCCAUGUGGGGCAGUGAGCAGGUAAAACUGCCCCAUAUGCUCCUCCUGCAUUAGGGCUCUAAUAAGCCUAAAGCAGGCAGCAAAGUAGACCUGUGCCAUGCAGCUCCUUCUGACCUGUCCCCUGCAACUUCCUCUUGGGAAUAGGCACAGAACUGUCCCAUCCACUGCUGUUUCCAGGAGGAGUAUUAGGGGCACUGGACCAGACCCAGUCUACUUAAUGCUGAUCAGAGCCUUAAUGCAGGAAUGCGCAUAUGUGGCACAGCCCUUCUCAGCCUGACUUUGCAGCACUGGAAUGUUUCAUUGCAAUUGCACAGUCCCUCUUGGCAGAACCUGGCUGAGAAGCACUCAGGUAAGCUGAGGAAGCAGCAACAGCGCUUCUCAGCCAGGGAUGCUCUUGCAUUCAGAGACUUGGCAGAAUGCCUUGACCAUGAAAAGGCUGAGAACCACUGAUCUAGAGUGAUCUAUUCCCUGUUCUUUAUGUCCCCUGGCAUCCAUUAUCAUUGGUUUGGAGAUGCCAGAGGAAGCAUGUCUGACUGUUGUUUAAUAGCUAUUAAUGGAUCUACCAUCCAUGAAUUUGGCAAAUCCCUUUUUGAACCUGACUAUACGAUCUGCCUCUACAACUUGCUCACUGAGACAAGGAUCACUUGUCAGAGCCACUGCAACACCAUGUGGGUAUGAGAACAUCAAACUAUUCAGAACCAGAUUUAGGAAGCAACUUCAGUUUAGUUGUUUAAGGGACAUUUUUUUUAGUUCUUUUUCAGCAAAUUGCAAAUUAGCCCCUCAAAACCAAGAGAAGCUAUGUAUAUAAACCACAUUGAGACACCACAGCAACACAUGCCAAGGAAGGGCAAACAUAACUAGUGCUUUCAUUCAUACCUGGAUUCAGAGUAAAAGGUGCAGAAUGAGUGGAGGAGUUCCAGAGGACUGCUUUGUGAAUGGAAGAGAAAAAAAGAAAUGUGGUUCACGGGAUAAUCUGUGAUGAUGUCCUACACCACAUCCUUCUGACUUAUUCACAUAACCAAAUGUGGUUGAACUGUUCUUGUUCUUUUUCCCCAAGUGUGGAGGCGCACCUUUGGGUGCUUGCCACUUUAAGGACCUGAGCAGGCUGUGAGGUAGUCUGCAGGUGACUGCAGGGCCAAUCAGGUGGUCACAUGACAGCCAGGAGGCCGCCUGAUUGGACUAGGGUGUAUAAGAACAGUAUAAGAACAGGCCCUGAGGAGCAGAGAGAAGAGUUGCUGCAGGGAUGCUAAGGAUUGGCUGCUCCCAGGAACAGUCUGGAAGUCAUGGGUAGGAGCUACAGGGAUGGAGGAGGUUCCUAGGGACGCAGCGGGGUCCCAAACCCUGAGGAAAAGGUGAUGGGCCUAGGAAAGAAUGAGGCCUGCCUUGUAAAAGGGGCUUAGAGUUGGUGAGCUACUGAGGGCCUCAGAUGAGUCCAGUGGUGAGAGAGGCUGAUGCUUGAGACCUCUAGGGCUCUAGGCAAACCUGGGGAAGUUGAUGGCUUUGAUGGGGCCCAAGGUGGACCCCUGCCAAGUAGGAAGUGCAGCUGCUGCCAGACCGAUCCUUUACCUCAACUGGUCAAUGCAAGGGUGCCAGGGCCAUCAGGCCAAAAAGGCAAGCAAGCCCAGCACAAGGCGCAGAUCAGGGCUGUGGAGAGCUACUAGCACCCUGACUGGCCUGAAGGCAGGUCCAGGGCCUUAAGCAGACCAAACAUCCCCCUUUUGGGGGGAACCCACUGCCAAAAGAGGAUAGGGGUCAGCCAGCAAGCAGGCUGAUAUGAAGGAAGCUACAGCUCAGCCUCCUGAGAGACAUCCUAAAAAGGGGGCCUGGGAGAGAUGGGACAGUGACUGAGGGCAGUCUGUGAGAUGGAGGCUGCAGUAGUGUGUCCAGGAGAGCAAGCAGCUGGGGCCAAGUGUGAGAAUAAGAGCAGGACAGGUAGGCCUCCAGAAAUGACCUAAAACUACACCCUGCUGGGGUAGGAUGGUGUGCCUUCCUACACCCUGCUGGGGUAGGAUGGCAUUUCCUGGGGUAGGAUGGUGUGGUGGGGCAGCCCCCAGG
Molecule: messenger RNA, 15120 nt
Organism: Alligator sinensis (Chinese alligator)
Lineage: Eukaryota; Metazoa; Chordata; Crocodylia; Alligatoridae
Gene: PAPSS2
Product: 3'-phosphoadenosine 5'-phosphosulfate synthase 2
Exons: 13
Coding region: 1-1857 (618 amino acids)
Biological process (GO): sulfate assimilation; 3'-phosphoadenosine 5'-phosphosulfate biosynthetic process
Molecular function (GO): sulfate adenylyltransferase (ATP) activity; ATP binding; adenylylsulfate kinase activity
Source: RefSeq, a predicted model, not a curated record